This is a messenger RNA of Pseudonaja textilis, 861 nucleotides long. It is a transcript of the gene CFAP77, whose product is annotated as cilia and flagella associated protein 77. The record is from RefSeq and is a predicted model, not a curated record. NCBI's taxonomy places the organism in Eukaryota, Metazoa, Chordata, Lepidosauria, Squamata, Elapidae.
AUGGCAGCUGUGGCCGCCCCCGCCGGGGCCAAGAAUGCCCCCCCUGCCAAGGUGGGCCUCCCCCGCCGGCGCAGCGUCAGCCAGAUCUGCCCACCCCCCCGGCGCCCCAUGACCCUGGCGGAGCUCUACCCAGGCUGCGAGAACGAGCGGCUGGGGGUGGCCAGAGAGAGCAUGCUACAGAACCAUCUCAUUGCCAAGGCGGAACUUGGGAAGGCGCGUCGAAGUAAUUACACCCUUCCGGGUUAUGAUUUUAACUACGGAUUGUACCUACACGGAAUGGAUGGAGGCGUCCCUGAAGCCAUUUGCCACUGGCAUGUCAUGAAGCCCAGAAUUAUUUUGGAGAAGGAGAAACCCCGGGAUUACAUGACCACCAACAUCCAGGCAGUCAAGGACGGCUACGUCACCGCCCACGAGCAGAACCUGUACCGCAAGAUGAAGGACUUCCAUGUCAACGUGGAGGACGAACGUCGGUUCAAGAGGACCCCUCCCAAAGUCCCUCCGGACAUGACCUAUGGAAGACCAGCACGGCCCUCAACGCCUUUCUUCGAUCUGUUGCAACACAAAUACGGAGAGAUUUGGAUGGAUGAGCAGAGGGCAGUCAUCAAAGCCGAAAAAGCUGAGAAGAAACAAAAGAAACGUCGGGGAAAAGUCUACGAGACUCGGACGUGCCUGCUGAGGAAGUUCCAGCCGCCCAUGAAAAAGGAAGACCUUUGGCGCAUCCCGCAUUUUCAAAAGGUUGACCCACACCUUUCAACCUUCCCAGAUCAUGCUUCAUACAAGAAGGCGCUUGAGGUCUUCCAUUCAGAAGUUCCUGUGAGGAUCGGGCCCCUGGCUCAAGGCCUUUAUACCACAGCCUAUUAA